UCUUCUUGUCAGGUUACCGCAUUGCAAGCUCUUUGAAAUAUCACAAAAAAAUUAUUGAUCAGUGUAGGCACAGUAAAUUUCAUCACACAAGUUUCAAACAUAAAAAUGGACCAUCAUUGCUCUUACUGACCCAGAAGCCAACCCCGGCAUUGAAGAAACAGGGCGCCAUUGAACUGAUUUUUACCAGCUUCUACUGCUAUCAGAUACGAUCGAGAAGGAUAUAAAUAAAACUGUGUUUUUGCCUCAAGCUUCAUGAUUGUUCAAUGAACCAUGAAAUCCUGCAUUGUCACAUUACAGCUCAGUGGGGGAGGAAAAUAAGACGCUACACUGCCUGAAUGCUGGUUUCUGCUUUAUCUAACAGCCUCUUACUGAAACAUCUGCUCUGCACGUUAGUGUCAAUGUAGGCCUCCUUGGAUUUUCUUUGGGACUUUAAUCAACGAUGAUCAGUAAUUUCUCACUUUAAAAAGCCCGAUUUGCUAUAAAGGUGCUUAUAAGAAGGUGACAGCUUGUAAGUCUGUGCUUGUUACAUGAUUAUAGCACAUUAAUGCCUUGUAAGUCAUAAGUGGUGAUGUGAAGUGUGCCUGUGACUUUCCCAUGUAGGUUAAUGUUAUCAGCCACCAUAUGCCAUCUUAUCAUCCUGCCUGGGGGAAAUUUCUUUAACUAAAUGAACAUACACACACAGUCCCCUUUACUUCCAAUCAAAAUACCUCUCUCUCUCUCUCUCUCUCUCUCUCUCGCUCUCUCUCUCUCUCUCUCGCUCUCUCUCUCUCUGUGGCACCAUAGUGAAAAAAACACUGCAGUUCUCUCAGCCAGUCAGUCAGAGCCAGAAGCCUGUACACACAUCAUCUCUCUCCCUCAUUCAGCCUCUCUCUCUCGCUCUCUCCACUCACACAUGCUGCUCUUCGCCUCCUCACUGCAUCCGUCCUCUUCCUCCCUCAAGUGAGGUACCAUGCAUCCUCCUUUCUCCUCCUCUUCCUCCUCCUGUUCCCUCCUGCUUGUCUGUUACCGUUCCAGGGUCUCUUUAUCCAACAGAGAGCUCUUGCUGCAAAGCCGGGGACUGUAAAAGCUCUUUGACUUGGUGGAAGACUUUUUUUUUUUUAGACGGGACAAAGCUGUGCGUCGGCUCUGAGGACAGCUGCCGGAAAUGCUGAUGCUGCUUCUGUCGGGAUGCAGAUCUUUGUGGGACUUCUUGCUGUGUGACACUGCUUGAUUUCUCACAAAGUUUCACUUCAAUGAAGAGUUUCCUGUCAGAGAACUACUCACUGUGGAGACAAACCAGCACAGGAUCCCCAUCUCAUCUCCUCACACACUGACCAGGACUGAAACCCAGCCGUGUUCAAUCUUGAUGUUACUUCAGCUUCUCCCAAAAGGAAGCAUCAUUCCUGCCUACAAUCUCUGUAUGAUUUUAAGCAGCAGGCAGACCUGGCCUGGACCUCUGACUUUGAACUCUGCAGCACAAGGACAAAAAGUUGCAUUGACAGAAAAUUACUGUUAAGUAGUUCGAGGAGAAGGCAGCCAUGCAGGUGUCCUUUGCAUGCACGGACCACGGGCUGAAGGCUCCGCGUAACGGCGAGCACAGCAAGCAGAAUGCCACCAGCCCCAACUCGGCCAGCCAGGCCCGCGCCCGAUUCCGAACCGUGGCGCUGAUCGCUCGCAGCCUGGGCUCCUUCACGCACCGCUACCACCACAACCUCAAGGAGUCCACGGCCAAGCUCACGGGCAUGAAGUACCGGAACCUGGGAAAAUCUGGGUUGCGUGUCUCCUGUCUUGGGCUCGGCACAUGGGUGACGUUUGGAGGUCAAAUCUCUGAUGAGGUGGCAGAGCAGCUAAUGACCAUCGCCUACGAGAGCGGAGUCAACCUGUUUGACACAGCAGAAGUUUACUCCGGGGGGAAGGCAGAGAUAAUCCUGGGGAACAUCAUCAAGAAAAAAUGCUGGAGGAGAUCCAGCCUGGUGAUCACCACAAAGCUCUACUGGGGUGGAAAAGCAGAGACAGAGAGAGGCCUCAACAGAAAACACAUCAUUGAAGGUUUAAAGGGCUCCCUCCAGAGGAUGCAACUUGAAUAUGUGGAUGUGGUUUUUGCAAACCGGCCAGACAGCAACACUCCCAUGGAAGAGAUAGUGAGAGCAAUGACACAUGUCAUCAACCAGGGGAUGUCCAUGUACUGGGGAACAUCUCGGUGGUCUGCUAUGGAGAUUAUGGAAGCAUACUCUGUGGCCAGACAGUUUAAUCUCAUUCCACCAGUGUGCGAGCAGGCAGAGUAUCAUUUCUUCCAGAGGGACAAAGUGGAAACCCAGCUGCCUGAGCUUUAUCAUAAGAUAGGUGUUGGUGUGGUCUCUUGGUCCCCUUUGGCCUGUGGAAUUAUCACUGGGAAGUAUGAAAAUGGUGUCCCAGAGUCCUCCAGGGCAUCAUUGAAGCCAUACCAGUGGUUGAGAGAGAAAAUAAUGAGUGAGGAUGGUAGGAAACAGCAAGCCAAGCUUAAGGAACUGUCUCAUAUCGCAGAGAAGCUUGGAUGUACUUUACCACAACUAGCCAUUGCCUGGUGCUUAAGGAACGAAGGCGUGAGCUCAGUACUGUUGGGGUCCUCCAAUCCAGCUCAGCUAACAGAAAACCUGGGAGCCAUUCAGGUAAUUCCAAAGAUGACUGCAGGCAUCGCCUCUGAAGUGGAUCAUAUACUAGGAAAUCGUCCUCACAGUAAAAGGGACUAUCAUCAUUAAAAUGGACUCAAUGUUUUAGUGAACUAUGCUCAAACAGCUUCUCAAAGCUCACUCCUCACAGCCAUGGCACCAUAAGUGCGUGCCCAACUCUGCUUGUGUGCGUGUAUGACUGUAUGUGUGACUAUGUAAAGUGCUCCGCUUGGCUCCUUGUCUAUGAAGAUCAACCAGUACUCAUUGUUGUAGAAUGAGCUACUUGACAAAACAUGCAUGCUACAGCUAAAGCAGCCGACCACUGGACUGAACAACAGUAAGACGAGCCAUCGAGAUUAUUUUUAUGGAGUGUAAUAAUGUUCUUCUUCGAGAAGAGGGUAGAAUAAGGGGAAGUAGUUUACUGCAAUCUCAACUAUCUACCAUGACUAUCAUGAUUUCCUGGAUAAGGGUGUCCUUGUGUAUCAAGAAAAGAGACAUAAGAGCCAUUUACCUCCAUAAAGUAUCAAAUAAGCUCUAAGCAGCGCAGUGCAAAGCUGCAUGGAAAAAGUGGUGUUUCAAAGUGUCCCAGAAAUCAAUCUUACUAGACAAUUGUGAUGUGGGGGGAAAAAUCAAUGACAUGUGCAAUUGGACCUGGCCUUGGCAGAUUGGAUGAUUUGCUAACAUUUCCCAUUGCAGCUGGAGCUGAACUGUCAAUGUGAUGAAUCAUUUCAGUACUGGAUGAACUGAAAUUCUGUUAUUGCUAAUACCAAGAGAGCUAAGUUAUACUAGAAUAUAUUUCAAAACAUCUGUACUGACUGUUAUAUAUUUUCCUGAAUAAGCAGCUACGUUAAACUGAUUUUAGCGUCUCCUCUCUUUUUUUUCUUUUCACUUAUGCAAAAUUACAGCACAGUAUGAAUUCCUAUUAUGAGCCUUUAACCCCUUCAAGUGUACACUAUACCAGCCUGUCUGUCAGUUGUUAUGUCUUUCAUUUUAGUCUGCAUUGUGGCUAAAACAUUUGUCUAAUUGAUGCUGGGGUGAUGAUCAUCCCAAGGUGGAGCUUGUGGAUUUAAAAACAAAGCCAUGUAGCUUAUGAAGGGACUCCAAACCAGUCCGUAUGGACUCCUGCAGUCAGUACGCCUGGAAAACGGUUAAUUCGUACCCAAUUUCUCUUUGAUUUAAGUUUUACAUUAUGAGAUUGUCUUUGUUGAAUUCUGUCUGUCUAAAACUGUAUUUAAGUGUUGUUCAUUAGAUUUGUACAUGCAAAUAAAGAGCUGAUAAUUAUCAUGUGAUAUGCUUUAAAGAUCUAUAGUGAUUUUCUAUCAAUGUCAUGGAUGCCUUAUAAUGUUUGCCCCUUAUGAAAUUAGAUGAUUAACUAGGCUAGUAGUCAUUGGUAGCUGAUUUUAAUUGUAAAUCGCAGUAAAAACU
Messenger RNA from Cheilinus undulatus (humphead wrasse), 4052 nucleotides. RefSeq names its product potassium voltage-gated channel subfamily A regulatory beta subunit 1b (gene kcnab1b). Lineage: Eukaryota; Metazoa; Chordata; Actinopteri; Labriformes; Labridae. Gene Ontology annotation, cellular component: juxtaparanode region of axon; membrane; extrinsic component of cytoplasmic side of plasma membrane. The transcript has 15 exons. Gene Ontology annotation, biological process: negative regulation of delayed rectifier potassium channel activity; transmembrane transport; potassium ion transport. Gene Ontology annotation, molecular function: transmembrane transporter binding; voltage-gated potassium channel activity; potassium channel regulator activity. Bases 1518 to 2717 code for a protein of 399 amino acids. The record is from RefSeq and is a predicted model, not a curated record.